Molecule: messenger RNA, 1801 nt
Organism: Sycon ciliatum
Lineage: Eukaryota; Metazoa; Porifera; Calcarea; Leucosolenida; Sycettidae
Exons: 7
Coding region: 398-1246 (282 amino acids)
Biological process (GO): dorsal/ventral pattern formation; osteoblast differentiation; negative regulation of cell differentiation
Source: RefSeq, a predicted model, not a curated record
UGAGCGAAGCCUUGCCGGCUGCCUGUCUUGCCAGCCACUGCAGGUCUGAAACGUUUGAAGCGGUCCGAAGCUUCGUAGCCUGUGUCCUGCAUGCUACGCUUGCUGUCAGCCUUGCGCUUGGUCCAUGUGGUACUGAUGGCGGACAGGCAAGAUUUUGCAACAGCUGAUUAUACGGUGCCUUUAUGAAGGCAUUGCAAUGGAUUCGUGCAGGCCGCACACUAUCGCUGAAAGAAUGAAGCGGGUGCUCCUAUCGCCCAGCGUCCAGCACAAAGGGCUAUUUCCUGCCCGUCGCGGAAGAAUCAAGGUUUGAGAUUUUCGGCGCUCGUACAGCGCGAACCGAGCGUGAUCUUGGAUCAAGUUGGAAAUCGAAGAAAGCCCAAUUCAAAGGAACAUCAAGAUGGUGUCUCUGAUGCCAUUGUUCCUGCUGUCUCUGGUGUCUCUCGCAUCGGCUCAGUACUGGCGUUACCCAACGUACUCCGAAGGGCCACAGUACCCCAAUCUCUACUCUUGCUCCUCCAUUCCACCUUACCAGAUUCCCGUCGAGGCCGAGCCGCAACCAGCAACAAGCGACGCACCGCCACCUCAAGCACCACCGCAAUCAUACUUCACACGACUCGGUAACCCAGACCCGAAUGGCCUACGGACGCCGCUGGAGGACAGCAACAUACCGGAGAAUGCCACCCGGCUGGACGACGUCGAUCUCCUGCAGAGAUUCAUUGACGUGGAGCUGGAGAACACAAGCAUCUUGCGGCCUGACAUUUUAUCCGAACCUGCAGGUUGCCCAGUGCUAGACGGGUCUUACCAAGCUACGCUUCCCAUUCUGCCAGGUGCUAGUGCCUCUCAGGGCACUGCUUUCUACCUCUUCUGCUACACCAGCUGUUUCCCCAUCUUCGAGUGGAAACCAUUGCCGCCGGGCUACUUCCCGCCGUUCGUGCGUCUGUCCUACUGUCCGCGUCGCAACUGCUCGAUUCCGCUCGGCCAGACGUGUCGUCCAGAGUCGUCUCGCUUCAUCGUCGUGCUGAAGCACCACUGCUGUAAGCAGCAGCGCGUUGAGCUCAUUCCCAAUCCUACGCCAGCCCGACCCACUCAGCCAAGUGGUAUGCCGAACCGAUUGUUCAGACUGCCGUACUACGCUCCGUAUCGCCAGGUGGUUCGCACCGAGCUCAAGUGCGGCUACUAUCGCGUGCGCAUACCCACAGCCUCCACGUGCAGAUGUGCGUGCUCAUCAUCUAUCUACAGAGGUUGAAGGCACGGUGCAUAAGUCACAUUGCCUCUCCAGAUGAAGGCACGCCAACGUAUCGUGGUGCCAUAAAUUUCUUUGCUUGUAUAUUUUGUUCUGAGUAUGGUUUUGAAUUUUGUCCCACUCUUUCUUUCCUUCCAAUUCACUAAACUAUGCUUACCCUUCUCUUUCACAAAUUACUCUUCCCUUCUGACUGGAGUGCGGAACGUGGUCAGAUUCUGUAAUGUUCGUAUGGCUUUCUCAUGGUGUGUGUGUGUGUGUGUGUGUGUGUGUGUGUGUGUGUGUGUGUGUGUGUGUGUGUGUGUGUGUGUGUGUGUGAGAGAGAGAGAGAGAGUGUGUGUGAGCACAAGUUGCUAUGUCUAACAUACCUGUUCGCUAUCAUCGCUUCCGCGAUGGGCAUGUAUUUUGUCUGAGUCUGAGUGUGUGUGAGUUUGUUUAUCUGUGAAAAUCCAUGCUUCGUUGUGCCACGUCUGUUGGCUCGUGUCUCUUUUAAGUUUCUCUUUCUCAGCACCAGGAUCACUAGUGGAAUGUCUAAAGCAAUGUUUUGUAAUAGCGCCGGUA